This is a messenger RNA of Ochlerotatus camptorhynchus, 1804 nucleotides long. It is a transcript of the gene DIP-zeta, whose product is annotated as Dpr-interacting protein zeta. The transcript is spliced from 11 exons. Gene Ontology annotation, cellular component: neuron projection. The record is from RefSeq and is a predicted model, not a curated record. Bases 401 to 1798 code for a protein of 465 amino acids. NCBI's taxonomy places the organism in Eukaryota, Metazoa, Arthropoda, Insecta, Diptera, Culicidae.
AUGUAGGUGAAAGAUAGUGCGUCCAUGGGUGAGGUUCGGUGUGGUAGUUUAGCUGGAAGUUUCAUGUGGCCGUUGUUGAUUUGGUUCAGCUGUGACAUCACGUAUACGAAAUCUUUAAACAUUUUUGCAUUUGUGGACGUAAGCGGAUAGGUGAAAGAAGAUUAAACCCAAGUGGAAAGUGCUUUAAAUAGUUCCUUUAAACAAACGGAAUCCAGUCGAAAAAGGUGAACCGUAAAUCGAAUAGCUUGUGAGUGGGUGUGAAACAGUGAAGAAGAAAAAAUUGUCUACUGCGAAAAAAAAGGGGAUAAGUACCCUCCCGGCGGCACGGAGAAAGCGCGCCACUUUCUCACAAUCGAUAGCAAAAGUGUGAUAUGAGAACGCCGUCUCAUAGGAACAGCUGAUGAACCCCACGGAACACCAAACGAUCGGGGCCCUCUUCCUCAUGCUUCUGGCAGUGACGACGACGAGGGUCUCUACCAACAGCGCAGUCAAAACAGGAAUAGCACCUGUGCCAAAUGUGGUGGUCGAGGAACCAGAAUUCACGGAUGUAAUUGAAAACGUCACAGUGCCUGCAGGACGGAAUGUCAAACUGGCGUGCUCCGUCAAGAACCUAGGAUCAUUUAAAGUAGCGUGGAUGCACUUCGAGCAGUCUGCUAUUCUCACUGUACAUAACCAUGUGAUUACGCGAAAUCCACGGAUCAGCGUGACACAUGACAAGCAUGACAAGCACAAAACAUGGUUCCUACACAUAUCAAACGUCCAGGAGGAGGACAAAGGCCGUUACAUGUGCCAAAUCAAUACCGUGACGGCCAAGACACAGUUUGGCUAUCUGCACGUCGUCGUGCCACCCAACAUCGACGAUUCGCUCAGUUCCAGCGACGUUAUUGUCCGGGAGGGAUCCAACGUGACGCUGAAAUGCCGCGCCACGGGAAGUCCAAUGCCACAGGUCAAAUGGAAACGGGACGAUAAUUCUAAAAUAGCUAUUAAUAAGUCGUUAAGUGUGCUCGAGUGGGAUGGAGAAUCGGUGGAGCUAUCGAAAAUCUCCCGCCUGGACAUGGGUGCAUACCUCUGCAUUGCAUCGAACGGUGUCCCACCCACGGUGUCGAAGCGGAUUAAAGUCAGCGUUGACUUUCCGCCGAUGCUUUGGAUCCCACAUCAACUGGUAGGAGUGCCUCUCAGUUUCAAUAUUACCUUGGAGUGUUUCACCGAGGCACACCCGACGUCGCUGAACUACUGGACCCGGGAGGAUGGACACAUGAUUCAUGACUCCAGGAAAUACAGGACGGAGUCCACUGUUGGCAUGCCAAUCUACAAGACGCACAUGAAGCUGCACAUCUUCCACAUCCUACAGAGUGAUUACGGAACCUACAAGUGUGUAGCCAAGAACCCUCGAGGGGAAACCGAUGGAGUGAUACGAAUAUACACAUCCACACCACCAACGACAUCCCCGGGUCCACCAACGACCGAGUCUCAACUGCUCGACUUCUGGCCCGGUAACGGUCGCAACGAUAGCUACGGCUCGUAUCAUCCCGGUAACGGCCCCGGCGGCACACUCAACGGUGGUCAGCAUCAUCCCAAUUCGUAUUCCGUACACGUGGUUGAUAAAAAUUCUAAAUAUUCCUCCAACCUGAACGAAAUCGACAAAUCGGAACAGAAAUCACUCGAUUCUAAAGUCAUCUAUUGGUCAGCCAGUGGCAACGGUAGCAGUAGGGAUUCAUCAAGAGUCAUUUUCAGUAUUCUGUCCAGUUUCGUUAGCUCAACUGUACUAACUUUUCUAGUUAAGCUCAGCAUACACUAAUCUUCA